This is a messenger RNA of Diospyros lotus (date-plum), 7647 nucleotides long. RefSeq lists its product as uncharacterized. Lineage: Eukaryota; Viridiplantae; Streptophyta; Magnoliopsida; Ericales; Ebenaceae. The coding region runs from base 185 to 7120 and encodes 2311 amino acids. The transcript is spliced from 22 exons. Gene Ontology annotation, molecular function: helicase activity. The record is from RefSeq and is a predicted model, not a curated record.
UUAUUCAGAGUCAAAUAGUAGCAGAGAUUAUACGCGUUUCUUGAUUCUCCAUCUCGUGUCCGAGGCCCUCUGUUCUCGUUUUACUGUUUUGUUAAUGUUGAAUCCCUACUCUUUUGAUCGCGGCGUUGUUUAACCCUAAUUGCAUUAGAGGGACGCCUGAGAUCACAGCGCAGGAAGAAGACAAAUGGCGACCAAGGGAAUGACGAGGAGAGAGCUUUUGGACCGAUGGAGAGGCAUUGAAGAAGAGGACGACGAUGACGACAAUGCCAAUGUUGCUUCUGCUUCUCACUCAAGACCACGCCCUAGUCUCCACCACCUCAAAGAGGAAUGGUUUUCAGAUGCAUUUAACUUUUUGAUUUGUUUGCCUAAAGAAAAUCAUAUCUGGUGCAACUCUUGGGAUUUAAUGGGACCCCUUCUGGAGACAUUCUACAAUUAUUUUAGAGAUGACCGCCAUGAUUCUCCUUUGAAGCUUUUAUGGAAGAGGAUAUCUGAAGAAAUGCGACGAUGCACACAAUGCAUCUGCCAGCAUCAUCAAGCCCAAGAGACAUAUAUUUUGGAGUAUGAGUUGAGUUCUGUUAGUCCCCUUCUUAUUGUACUCCAGAGUCUUGAUGAAGAAAGGGUAACUCAGCACCUGAAAGAUAUCAAUUCAAGAAUAGGACAAGGAGAGUAUGAUCCUGUGCGUGAUAAUGCUGAAGUUGUUAGUGUCAUGUUUGAGGUUUUGAUGUUCCCUGUUCUGUUGGAUGAUCAGUCCCUGGUCAAUGAGUUUCACAUAUUUAUUGAAGCUAUUGAUAAUUCUCAUGAACUUGCUUUGGAGGGACAUCAACAGUAUCCAGGGGUUUAUGCUUUGCUUUUCCUUAAAAGUAGAAGAGUACGCUCUAUUGGUUUGCGCCUAGCUGGAAACAUGGGGAAGUUGAGGAGAGCAAUAGAUUUGGAACCUUUGCAGCCUUUUCUGAAAAAAUGCAUUGGCUUUUUGGAGACAGAAGUUUUGCCAUCAAUUGUUGAGACCUCAAGGCCUAGGGUGCAGCUAGAGCGUACAACUCUAUGGCUUGGGAUCAAAGCAUUGCUUGGGUUUUUAGAGCCUCCAGCAUUUGAAGAAGGCAUAUUGGAACGCUAUCCUGUUUUUCUUAGUAUCGUACUCAACCAUAUCAGUGAUGAUUCAGUUGAAUUUUCUUAUGCAGUUAAUUGCCUAAGACUACUCUUUGAAAUGCUGGGAUGCAAACUUUGGUUAAGGGCUGCAUUAUCUCCAAGUGUAAUGCGCAACACACUUUUGGGUCAGUGUUUUCAUACUAGAAAUGAGAAAAGCCAUAAGGAAAUUUUUGAUCUUUUCCAGCCCUUUCUGCAGUCUCUUGAAGCUUUGCAAGAUGGUGAACAUGAAAAGCAGCGAAGGCAUUUUCUUUAUUUUCUCCUACAUCAAGUGACUGUUAGCAGUAAUUUCAGCACUCUGAUGAAAAAGAAGGCUUGUCAGAUAGCACUUCUCAUCGUUCACCGAGGUUAUAAGAUGAUUCCACCUAGCCCGCCAUUUGAAUGUGCACAUAUGUGGGGUCCUACUCUGGUGUCCUCUCUGAAGGAUUCAUCAUUACACAGUUCUCUGAGACAACCUGCAUUUGAUCUUAUUCAAACUAUUAUAGUCUCUGAUGCUGCAGCUUUGAUGACUUCAGUGCUGAACUGUCGGACAUCUAUAAGCAUCGGCAAGAGCAUGUCUUCUGAGUUAUGUGAUGAGAAUGAGGAUGAGGACGAGGACGAGGAUCUUUUGUUUGUUAAUGAUGCUGAAGAGAAAGGUGGUAAUUGUUGGAAUGAGUUUACUUUGCAGGGUAAAGUCACCUCUCGAGAAUUUGGGGAAUGGAUGUGCAUACCUAUGUUGUGGUUUGAUGUAUUAGUUGAAAUGGAUCCCUUAGUACUGCCUAUAUCAUUUUCCAAGGCUGUUCUCUGGGCUUUAUCUCGAUUAUCUCUGGUUGAACCUGAGAAUAGCACAGAAUUGUCAAUUCCAGUUCGAAGUUGGUUAUCAACCUGCGCCUCAGAAAUCUUGUAUCUAAUAGGGUGGAAGGUUCCAUCUGGUUUUGAUGAUGAUGGAAGUAGAAAAGAGUCAACAAACUCAAUUAAAGUCUCAUCAAUGUGUUUACCUUUAAUAAAAACAUUCAAGAGAUUAACUGCCCAUUUUGUUCUUAUCAUGGAGCAUGGGGAGCUUCAGAAACAGUGGACCUGGGAGCCAAGGAUGAGCGAAAGCUUGAUUCUUACACUUGUGGAUCCUAAUGAUAAUGCUAGGCAGGCUGGUAGACGUAUCCUUGAACAAAUUUCGAACACGCGUGGCCUUGCUUGUGGUUUGCAGUUUCUUUGCUCCUGCUCUUCUUCUCUUUCUGCUGUUCUUUUUGGUCUGAGACUUGCUUUGAAAUUGGUUCCAAUGAAUUUGGUCUUGCUGAACUUCCAGAGUUUACAUCAUUUCUUCUUUGUUAUAUUUAAACUACUGAAGGAAGGGGUUAAAUCUACCCUCACUGUGACUGAAAACUCAUCAGAUGACCCAAGCACCUCAAAGUUCUCUUUGCGAGGUGGGUUUCUGUGGGAACCAGUCUUUCAUUCUGUGCCGAAUAAUGUAGAUGUACAUUCUGCAAAUGUUAACUUACCAUCUUGGGAGAAGUUUGGGUUCUUACUAGCAGGAAUCACGUGGCCUUUCAUUCAGAAGUGCCUGGAAGAAGGGAAGACAUUUGUUGAUAGCAAAAUUUCCCAGAUGACUUGUGUCCGUCUACUUGAGAUCCUUCCUGUUGUUUAUGAAAGGCUUUGUCCACCAUUUGAUAAACUAUCUGGGAGGUCCAGCAGGAUGUUGGACAAAUUUAUUGAUUACAAAUGGCUUAAUGAUUUGAUGGAUUGGGGAAGAUCAUCACUUCCUGUCAUACUUAGAUAUUGGAAACAGACUGUGGUUUCUUUGCUAGGCCUGCUUAAGCGGUCAUGCAGUGAUAUGUCUACUUCAGUGAUCAGGGCCAUUGAGAAGCUUAUGUCAUGUGAAACUGUUGCAAUGGAUGAAUUGAUAGAGCAAGUUUCACACCUUUCUGUUUCUCUAUCAGAUGGGGGUUCUUAUGUAAUUAAAGAAAAUAAGUUGACUUUGGGUUCAUUAGCCUCUGAAGAUUUGUUUAGGAAGAAGUUUUCAGAGCAUGAUGGAAAACUUUCCUCCUUGGAAAAUGCAGAUGUGCAGAUUCUAGCCACAUUAUCAUCAGCGAAAAAGAGUAAUAAUGAUACUGUCAUUGUCCUUUCAGACGACGAGAUACCGCUGGAAGAUUCUGCCAACAAGGCCAACCUAUCUAAAGUGCGGGCAAGUCAGUGUGUUUUGGAUGACAACAACCAGACUGCUGGUGCUGCUGUGGAAGUUUCUUGGGGUGAUCUUGCAAAAAUGAAUGUUUUCACCAAUGACACUUCAGAGAAUUCCAUAGGUGGUAUACAGCAAGAUAAUGCACUUUCUGAUUUGGGUUUUGUCCACCAGAAAUCAGACUCAAAUAUGCUGAAAGGCAGAGAGGACCCAGCAGAUCUUGUCAUAUCAAAAGAUAUUGAUAGUAAAAUGAAAGAAACAAAGUCCAAGCCUAGUGAAAAUGAUUCCUUUUCAUUACGAUGUAAACCUAAUCUCAAGAGUUCAUCCAGUGUGAUGGUUGGUUCCAAAAGUCUCAAUGAACAAUCUUUCAAUAAGGGUUCAGAAACAAGUGACACUGUCAUAAAAGAAUUGGUGUGUGAUACUGAAGAUGAUCCUUGGGAGUUUGCAGCAAGAAGUUCUGGUCGUCAAAAGUCAUAUACGAUAAAAUCAAGCUCUUCUGUCCCUAAAAGGCAAGUCAUUCAACUUAAUUUACAUGUGGAAAACAGAUCUGGCCACUUACAUAGGCUGGAAAAGGGAAUAAAAAGAUUCAAGCCUCCUCGGCUUGACGAGUGGUAUAGACCCAUCCUGGAGAUAGAUUACUUUGCAACAGUGGGAUUAGUAUCUGCAAAUGGAAAGGAUGAUCAAACUGUUAGCAAAUUAAAAGAGGUCCCUCUGUCUUUUCAUUCACCUGAACAAUAUGUAGAGAUUUUCCGACCGUUGGUGUUGGAAGAGUUUAAAGCACAGUUGCGUAGUACCUUUAUGGAGACAUCUUCUGAAGAGAUGUCUUGUGGCAGUCUGUCUGUCCUUUCUGUUGAAAGGAUUGAUGAUUUUCAUAUUGUUCGCUGUGUCCAUGAUGAUGGGGAUCCUGCAGGUCGUAGAAGUUGCUCAGAAAAUGACCUCAUUUUACUUACCAGACAACCUCUGCAAAAUUCUUCACAUGAAGUUCACAUUGUUGGCAAGGUGGAGAGGCGGGAGAAAGUUGACAAAAGAAGAUCAAGUAUCUUGGUUAUCAGGUUUUAUCUUCAAAAUGGAUCUUCACGUAUGAAUAGAGCUAGAAAGUUCCUUACUGAAAGAAGCAAAUGGUAUAUUAGUCGCAUUAUGAGCAUUACACCUCAACUUCGAGAAUUUCAUGCACUUUCUUCAAUAUAUAAUAUCCCUCUGCUUCCUGUUAUCUUGAAUCCUGUCAAUCAUCCUUUUGGUCAUUAUGGAUCUAGAAAAGAGGACCUCAGGAAGUUGCCCCAACCGCUUUUCCAUAUUCUCAAAUCUUCAUAUAAUGACAAUCAACUUCAAGCUAUCGGUGCUGCUAUUGGGCCUCCAGAUUCAAAAGGAGGAUAUGAAAUGUCUCUUAUACAGGGUCCUCCAGGUACAGGAAAGACGAGAACUAUUUUGGCCAUCGUCAGCGGCUUAUUUGCUUUUUCAUCACAGAAGAGUGAUAUAAAGAAACAACUAAAUGGCAGCUUAAAACGAAGUGAUACUCUAUUCUCUAGUUCGAAGCCCUGUUUUAGUCAAUCUGCGUUGAUUGCAAGGUCUUGGCAGGAUGCGGCAUUGGCUCGACAGUUAAAUGAUGAUGUAGAAAAGAGUUGCAAAUCCAUGGGAAGCUGCACAAGGGGGAGGGUGCUUAUAUGUGCACAAUCCAAUGCUGCAGUUGAUGAAUUGGUAUCAAGAAUAUCUAGUGAAGGGAUUUAUGGAAGUGAGGGAGCAAAGUACAAGCCAUAUCUUGUAAGGGUUGGAAAUGUGAAGAGUGUUCAUGCUAAUUCACUACCGUUCUUUAUUGACACACUUGUUGAUCAAAAGUUGGCAGUGGAGAGGUUGAAUGCUGGUGAUGGGAAGAAUGAUACCGGCAUUGACACUUUAAUGUCUCUCCGUGCUAGUUUAGAGAAAUUAGUAGACCGUAUUCGUUUUUAUGAAGCCAAGCGUGCUAACUUAAGAGAUCGAGAUGCCAACUUGAAAAGUCUGUUGGAAGGAGAAGCUUCUAAGGUGGAUGAUGGGAAGGAAUUAUCUGAUGCUGAAAUAGGUGCAAAAUUAAGAAAAUUAUAUGAGCAAAAGAAAGCAAUUUAUAAGGAUCUUUCCAUUGCUCAGGCAAGGGAGAGGAAAGAAAAUGAAGAAAGCAAAGCUCAAAGACAAAAGUUGAGGAGGUCCAUAUUAAGAGAAGCCGAAAUUGUGGUAUCUACCUUGAGUGGAUGUGGUGGAGAUCUAUAUGGAGUGUGCUCUGAAUCUCUUUCAAGCCGUAAAUUUAGCACCUUAUCUGAGCAUGCUCUUUUUGAUGCCAUAGUAAUUGAUGAAGCAGCUCAGGCUCUGGAACCAGCUACUUUGAUUCCUUUUCAGCUUUUAAAAUCAGGAGGAGCUAAAUGUAUAAUGGUUGGUGAUCCAAAGCAGCUUCCUGCUACAGUUCUCUCUAAUAUUGCUAGCAAGUAUCUGUAUCAAUGCAGCAUGUUUGAACGCUUACAAAAGGCUGGUCAUCCUGUCAUUAUGCUUACUAUGCAGUAUAGGAUGCACCCAGAGAUAUGCCAUUUUCCCUCAGUGCAUUUUUAUGACAAGAAGUUGCUAAAUGGUGAUCAGAUGUGUGCCAAGUUAGUACCAUUUCACGAGACUGAGGGCCUUGGACCCUAUUUAUUCUUUGACAUUGUUGAUGGACACGAACUUCAUGGAAGCAAUUCUGGUGGACUGUCCCUCUACAAUGAGUGUGAGGCUGAUGCUGCUGUUGAAAUACUAAGGUUUUUCAAGAAGAGGUACCCAUCAGAAUUUGUUGGUGGGAGAAUUGGCAUCAUAACUCCAUAUAAGUGCCAACUUUCGCUUUUGCGUUCUCGGUUUUCAAGUGCGUUUGGAUCCUCUAUUUCAGCUGAAAUGGAAUUCAAUACAGUGGAUGGUUUUCAAGGCAGGGAAGUUGAUAUAUUGGUACUUUCAACAGUUAGAGCAGCAGGAACCUUCUCUGCACCGACAAAGAUAAACUCUAGCAGUAUCGGAUUUGUGGCGGAUGUAAGAAGGAUGAAUGUUGCUCUGACAAGGGCUAGGCUUUCCCUGUGGAUUUUGGGUAAUGCAAAAACAUUGCAGACAAACCAUAACUGGGCCGCUCUUGUUAGGGAUGCUAAAGAAAGAAAUUUGGUAAUAUCAGUUAAAAAACCCUAUGAAUCCAUGUUCCAGUCAGGUUUCAAGAAGGAUCCUGUUAUAGAAAAUUCUGAUAAUUGUUCAAAAGAGCGGAAGGGUAGUGGAAAGGUUAAAAAUGCUACUUGGCAUGCUGAACAAAAACAGAAUCAUUCAGGGAAAAGCCACAAAAGUGAAAAAGGCCACAUCACCUCCAAAUCUUGUCAAGACAAGGCAACUAAAGUUGAAGAGUAUAAUUCCACAAGGGAAAAUGUUAAAACCAGCAAAAGAGUCAGAAAUGAACAUGAUCUUUCAGUUAAGAAGGAUCACAAAGCUGCAGCUCUUGCAAGUAGUGAGUGCAGAACCUCCAAGUAUAUGCAAUCUUUUGUCACAGGUAGGCAAGGUGAUGAAAGUAGAGGAAGACAUAAGAAGGAAAUAGAAACAGCAGUGCUGCUAGCAGAAGGCAGUAUCCAGGAGAGAGGUAUGAAUGACAGAGGCAAAGCUUUGAAUAAAGUUGACAUGCCCAAAGAUGCAAACAUGAAAAGGAGACAACAGAGGGAUGCUGUUGAUGCUCUUCUUUCUUCAGCUCUCAUUUCUUCUAAAAGGACUGAAAUUUCGUCAAAAUCUUUGCCUGUUAGAAGAUCUGUAUCACCAAAUUCAACUACAGGUCGAGGGAUAAAACCAUCCAAACUAAGAAAAGUGUGAUCCUCUUCAAGCGCUACAGGAGAAUGCCGUCAAGUACCACGGUAAGAGGUAGAAAUCUCAGAACUUUGAGGAAUUUUGAUGAGGGUCUUGAGUACCAUUAAUAAUUGACUGAAGGAACCAAGAUUAUCUUGUAUCAUGCAACAACAGAGAGCAGUACCGGAAACAUAUAUGGGUUCCUUCCUCUCUUGGCCAUCCAGGAAAAAAUUAAGGUGGUAGUUGCUUUCUUCUCUGGACUUGAAAUUUAGCGUAGGAGCCAUAAUUGGGUUUGGUAUAAUGUUUAGGAUUUCAAACCGUGAUAGUGUGUCCCUUUCUGUUAAUGCCUUGUACAGUAAAACUUGUAUAGUGUAAUUGGGUUCCUUCCAAACUCUUGGUCUAUUUUGGUUUGGUGGUGUUAUUAUACCAGCGAUUUACGUGAUCUUUGUUAAACCCUUGCUAAUUCAGUUCUUCCACUGGUUGUAAUUCUUUGAGUUUAACCAACGUUUGGUGCACAAAAUUUUAACAUGCUAGUAGUGAUUUUAAAUUAGAAG